Molecule: messenger RNA, 1590 nt
Organism: Closterium sp. NIES-65
Lineage: Eukaryota; Viridiplantae; Streptophyta; Zygnematophyceae; Desmidiales; Closteriaceae
Source: the annotation of a GenBank genome assembly
AUGCUAGCACAGGUGGAAAGUGAGAUUCACGAGGAGCGUGACUACAAUUGUGCAUUCUACGAGGCUGACACCACUGGGAAACGGGUUUUUUUGAGGAGCCAUGUGGUCAUGCACAUGGCUGGAAGCACGUACCGCCAGAGCAGCACUGACCAGUUUGCACUGUACAACACAGCACUGGGAGGCCGCCUGGGUACCCUGCAGGAGCACCUCAAGAAUGCCGGCAUCACGUCCCCCACCCUCCACGUAAGAUGCUUACAUCUUCUCCCAAAUCCCUCCCCUCACACUCCACUCUCCUCUCUGGCCUGCCACCUUCACUCUCAACCCCCAUCCCUCCCCGCACACUCCCCUCUCCUCUCUGGCCUGCCACCUUCACUCUCAUCCCCCAUCCCUCCCCUCCCACUCCCCUCUCCUCUUUGGCCUGCCACCUUCACUCUCAUCCCCCAUCCCUCCCCUCACACUCCCCUCUCCCCUCUGGCCUGCCACCUCCACUCUCAUCCCCCAUCCCUCCCCUCACACUCCACUCUCCUCUCUGGCCUGCCACCUUCACUCUCAUCCCCCAUCCCUCCCCUCACACUUCCCUCUCCUCUCUGGCCUGCCACCUUCACUCUCAUCCCCCAUCCCUCCCCUCACACUCCCCUCUCCUCUCUGGCCUGCCACCUUCACUCUCAUCCCCCAUCCCUCCCCUCACACUCCCCUCUCCUCUUUGGCCUGCCACCUUCACUCUCAUCCCCCAUCCCUCCCCGCACACUCCCCUCUCCUCUCUGGCCUGCCACCUUCACUCUCAUCCCCCAUCCCUCCCCUCACACUCCCCUCACCUCUUUGGCCUGCCACCUUCACUCUCAUCCCCCAUCCCUCCCCGCACACUCCCCUCUCCUCUCUGGCCUGCCACCUUCACUCUCAUCCCCCAUCCCUCCCCUCCCACUCCCCUCUCCUCUUUGGCCUGCCACCUUCACUCUAAUCCCCCAUCCCUCCCCUCACACUCCCCUCUCCUCUCUGGCCUGCCACCUCCACUCUCAUCCCCCAUCCCUCCCCUCACACUACCCUCUCCUCUCUGGCCUGCCACCUUCACUCUCAUCCCCCAUCCCUCCCCUCACACUCCCCUCUCCUCUCUGGCCUGCCACCUUCACUCUCAUCCCCCAUCCCUCCCCUCACACUCCCCUCUCCUCUCUGGCCUGCCACCUUCACUCUCAUCCCCCAUCCCUCCCCUCACACUCCCCUCUCCUCUUUGGCCUGCCACCUUCACUCUCAUCCCCCAUCCCUCCCCGCACACUCCCCUCUCCUCUCUGGCCUGCCACCUUCACUCUCAUCCCCCAUCCCUCCCCUCACACUCCCCUCUCCUCUCUGGCCUGCCACCUUCACUCUCAUCCCCCAUCCCUCCCCUCACACUCCCCUCUCCUCUCUGGCCUGCCACCUACUCUCAUCCCCCAUCCCUCCCCUCACACUCCACUCUCCUCUCUGGCCUGCCACUUCACUCUCAUUCCCCGUAUCUCCCCUCACACUCCCCUCUCCUCUCUGGCCUGUCACCAUCACACCCAUCUCCCCCUCCCGUCCCCCACACUUCGCACUCUGUUCUGGCCCCACCACCUAUAA